Messenger RNA from Didymodactylos carnosus, 609 nucleotides. The record is from the annotation of a GenBank genome assembly. NCBI's taxonomy places the organism in Eukaryota, Metazoa, Rotifera, Eurotatoria, Philodinida, Philodinidae.
AUGUACACUUUGAUAUCUGGUCUAGGCAAAUAUUUGUUCCAGAAAGAUGAUUAUUAUAUACUAAUUGUUGGAUUAGAUAAUGCUGGAAAAACAACAUAUUUAGAACAGACAAAAACAAAAUAUUGUAAAAAUUAUAAAAUGAUGAAUUCAUCAAAAAUAACGACUACAGUCGGUUGUAAUAUUGGUCAAAUUGAUAUUGGUCGUGUUCGAUUAAAUUUUUGGGAUUUAGGUGGACAAGAAGAAUUACAAUCAUUAUGGGAUAAAUAUUAUGCCGAUUGUCAUGGUGUUAUUUAUAUUGUCGAUUCCGCUGAUAGAACACGUUUAGAAGAAUCAUGGCAAGCAUUUGAUCGUAUGUUACAAUCAGAACAAUUAAUAAAUGUACCAUUGUUAUUAUCGUGCAAUAAACAAGAUUUAGAUGAUUGUAUGACUGUACCAGAAAUAAAACGUUUAUUUAAUCGUUCAAUACAAAGUGUUGGUGUUCGAGAUUGUAUGGUAUUAGCAUCUUCAGCAAUAACAGGUGAUGGAAUUAAUGAAAGUAUCGAUUGGAUGAAAGAUUGUAUUAUUAGAAAUUCAACAUUGAGACCACCAACAAUUCAAGAUAUUGGAUAA